CGCCGGGUGAGGAGAAUUGGUACGGAGAAAGGUACAUAGGCACCUAGGUAGAGGCCUAGGUGUGCCUGGGUACAUGUCCACCAAUGUACUGAUAGGUAGGUACCUUAGGUAGUUAUGGGGUUCCGUACCUUUAUAGUAGGGCUAGCAUAUUUUAGGUACCUACCCGGUACACGCCCUAGGAAUUCCUCGCUAUCCAUUUCUCGGUGACGUCGCGUACGGCUCUGGCAGAGCCGACAGUUCUCGGGACAACUCCCGCCAUAGUGUGCCAGCAGCACCGCUUAUUGUCGCCUGAUGAAUCGAUUGAUCGGAUCGCAGCCUUGUUUCCCUCCUUUUCGUUUUCAACCCGCCAUACCCGGCCGUCCCGUUGCGUAGACGCGCGUCGACGCAGCCAUGUCGCUCCUCUCCGCCCAUUUUGAGCAGAUCGCCAUAUCUUGCCAAGGCAUCGACAGUCUCCCCUUCCCGCCGCCGAAGAUAUUCACGAAUGCGCUCCUCGCCAACGACGACAUCACCUCGCUGAUCCGCGACACUGAGGCUCACGAGCGUGCCCUCUUCUCCGUUCCCCCGCCCCCGCCGCCACAACAACCGGCGUCUCAGGACCCCGAGCCCCAGAAGCAGUCCUCGCGCCGGCAGACCGUGUUCAGUGUCGCGUCCGGCGAGGUGACCACGUCCGGCACCGGCGCGACGGGGCGAGCCGUGGGCGGGCCGCGGCGGCACACGGCUGUGGCGGCCGUGCUGGGCGGCCAGCUCCACGACCAGAUCCGGCGCAGCGAACGGCGCGGCGGCAAGGAAGACGUCGACGUCGAGAUCCUCCUCAAGGGUGCCGAGAAGCUGUGCGGCGUCUACCCGCUGCCGGGCGCGCUCGAGAGGAUAGCCGCCCAGCGAGCCAAGUACGCCCACAGCCGCAACACGCUGGCGUAUUACGAGGCGAAGGUGGCCGAGCAAGCCGAAGCCCUCGGCCGCAUGAACAAAGACCACUGGAUGGGCGAAGAUGAGGAAGACGAAGACGAAGGCGAAGGCGAAAGGGGCCAAGACGAGGAAGGGGAGAUCCUGACGGAAGAGGAUUUGCGGAGAGGAGAGGAGGAAAUCCGGGAACUAGACAGGAAGAAGCGGGAAUUGCAAGAGCGUUUAAAAGCGAUGGACAAGGACCUCGGCGGUCUCCUGAAUAUGUAACGCAUAGA
This is a messenger RNA of Durotheca rogersii, 1178 nucleotides long. RefSeq names its product DASH complex, subunit Spc34. Lineage: Eukaryota; Fungi; Ascomycota; Sordariomycetes; Xylariales; Xylariaceae. Gene Ontology annotation, biological process: attachment of spindle microtubules to kinetochore. Bases 391 to 1170 code for a protein of 259 amino acids. The record is from RefSeq and is a predicted model, not a curated record. Gene Ontology annotation, cellular component: DASH complex; spindle microtubule. The transcript is spliced from 2 exons.